Messenger RNA from Eurypyga helias (sunbittern), 1146 nucleotides. It is a transcript of the gene SACK1F, whose product is annotated as family with sequence similarity 83, member F. The record is from RefSeq and is a predicted model, not a curated record. NCBI's taxonomy places the organism in Eukaryota, Metazoa, Chordata, Aves, Eurypygiformes, Eurypygidae. The transcript has 5 exons. Bases 1 to 1146 code for a protein of 381 amino acids.
AUGGUUCGCUUUGUCCUGUCCCAGUAUGAUUCCCUGGCCCAGGAGAAGGCAGGUCAUGAUGCUCUUACAGCCACCCCUCCGAUUAUUGCAGUGGUCAUGGAUGUAUUUACAGACCGGGACAUCUUCCGCGAUAUUGUUGAUGCAGCAUAUAAGCGCUGGAUCCCAGUCUACAUAAUCCUAGAUGAGGAAGGUGUGAAGCUCUUCCUGGAAAUGUGCAGAUGCCUUGAGCUCAGUGACUUGCAGAUCCGGAAUAUCCGCAUACGUUCUGUGACAGGAGUUGGGUUCUACAUGCCAGCAGGGAAGAUCAGAGGCACGUUGGCAUCCCGAUUCCUCAUGGUGGAUGGUGAAAAGGUGGCCACUGGAUCAUACAGCUUCACAUGGAGUUCAUCCCACAUUGACAGAAACAUCCUGCUAGUCUUGACGGGACAGCACGUGGAGAUGUUUGACAUCGAGUUUCGGGAGCUCUAUGCCAUCUCAGAGGAAGUUAAUUUCUACAAGGAACUGGGUAUUGCUAACCCACUCCUCGGAAUCGGGAAGCCAGGCCUUCAGUCCUCCACCGUGGCUCGGAAGUUCAUUAACCCCAAGUAUGGUUUAGUGGCAGGGGCAACCCGUGGUGAUAUGAUGCUCUGGGCUUCACGACACAGGCAGGAUAAUCAGGGGAACAUGGAAAAGGAGGAAACAAGUGAGUCAAAGAAACGGUUAAAUCAGUUUCUGAAUGACUUAGUCACCUUGGAUCAAGAGUUCCCAGAAAUUGAUCCACCUCUGGAGAACUUGAACAAGCUGAAUCGCAGCCCUCAGAAAGUGUUCUUCCGGCUCCACAUGGACCUGAAAAAUAAAUCCAAAUCCAGAGAGUCUAUUCGUGACGUGAAGAAAGAAGACGCACAGGCCAAUUCAAAGCAAGGAAAACGGUUUGCCAGUGGGCUUUUUGGUCGCAAGGCCAAACGGUCUCCAGGCUCAAGCAUUGAGGCCAAUUCUUUUGCCAGUGAAGGACACUCAGGAGAAGACCUUGGGAACAUGAAACUGGAAUAUGAGAGGCUCAGCAUUGGCCAUGCCAGUGUCCGGAGCACCGGAGGCAUCUCAGGUAACGUGGGUCCAAACUCCACUACGAGUGAUAAAAACAAACAAUCUACCUGUGUGUUAUCUUGA